AUUUCAAGGCACCAAGUCAGACUCUUCAACCUCUUCUAUCUAGUAUUCAAUUCACCUUCAAUAUCAGCUUGUUCUCCACUCUAAAUUCUCCUUACCCUCCACUCCUACCCAUAAUUAAUUAAUUAACAAUUAAAGCAAAUCCCAUCUCUCUCUCUCUCUCCCUCUCUCUCUCUCUUCCCCCAGAAAAUCAUUGCAUAUAUAAUGGUCUAAGCGGUCCAAAAUCAAUCUGCAGGAGAUCCCAAAACUAAAUAUUGAUGUGGACUAGUUUCUAGGGAUAGAAGCAUCAUUCAGCCUUUUUUUUUUUUAUCUUCUUCUCUGGUCCACACCAUUAUAUCUACUGAGGAUCAUCUCGGUUGCUUCCAGCUCCCCUCUGCUAUAUUUUACCUGAUUUUUCACUUCUUAGCCCUUCAAUUUGGUAGUUGAAAGCUUCUUGCCAAAGGUGAAUUAUUUUGUUCAGUUUUCUCUCCAUUUUUUUUCUCUGUUUUUUAGAUUACUGCUUCAUAUCAUUUUACUCUCAACUCCAUUUUAUUUGUAUGUGAUCAUUAUCAAACAGGUGAAAUAAACUAUUACAAACAAGAGACCAAAAAAAAAUGAGUCGAAGAGAAAACAGUCCAAAGCUGGAAUUGAAGCUGAACCUAUCACCACAGGCUAACCAACAAGUUGGAUCGCCAAACACAUCGGUUUCCUCCUGGGAAAUGUCACCUGAAAGCUCGUGCGUGUCUUCGGAGCCUGACGACUCUACGUCGAUGCAAUACAGUAGUCCUGAAGCAACUUCGAUGGUGCUGGUUGGAUGUCCUCGAUGCCUCAUGUACGUUAUGCUGUCGGAGGUGGAUCCCAAGUGCCCCAGAUGCAAGAGCACCGUCUUGCUUGAUUUUCUUAGCGAAGAGAACGCCAAAAAGGCAAGAAACUGAAGAAGAAGAAGAAGAAGAAGAAGUAGGAUUUUUCUUCUUUCUUUCCAUGGAACAAGUACAACUUACUUCUCUAGAAUAGGCUUUUUUUUUUUUUUCUUUUUGUUUGGUUUUAGUUUCUUCUUUCUUUUAUUUUUGCCAGCUUCUUUUGUGUUGGAAUGUUUGAAGUUUUCUGCUAAUAUAUAUCUUUGUUUCUUUUCA
This is a messenger RNA of Theobroma umbraticum, 1109 nucleotides long. RefSeq names its product protein GL2-INTERACTING REPRESSOR 1. NCBI's taxonomy places the organism in Eukaryota, Viridiplantae, Streptophyta, Magnoliopsida, Malvales, Malvaceae. The record is from RefSeq and is a predicted model, not a curated record.